AUGCAAAAGAACAAAUUAACCCCAACUUACAUGUGCUUAUUCUGUUGCACGAACACGUGUGUGCAUGUAUUAUUCAUUUCCGUUAAUAGCAAUUUUGUCGUGCGCGAUAUAACAAUUUUUAUAGUUAUUCUUAGUGCAACAAACGCGAUAAUUAAUAACUGGGUGAUGGUCAUUGCUUUGUCUUUUUUUUUGUUUCUUUACAUUAUAUUGGUCAUUGUUAUAUUUAAUAACUAUAGAAAGACAUACGCCCCAAACAAUUUAUGUUUAAAUUGCAACCAAUUAUUCAAAGUUAUCUUAAAUUUUAAAAUAAAAUUACAAUUCAAGAAUCUCUGA
Messenger RNA from Plasmodium fragile, 333 nucleotides. RefSeq lists its product as uncharacterized. The record is from RefSeq and is a predicted model, not a curated record. Lineage: Eukaryota; Apicomplexa; Aconoidasida; Haemosporida; Plasmodiidae. The transcript has a single exon. Bases 1 to 333 code for a protein of 110 amino acids.